This is a messenger RNA of Oreochromis niloticus (Nile tilapia), 3817 nucleotides long. It is a transcript of the gene tektl1, whose product is annotated as tektin like 1. NCBI's taxonomy places the organism in Eukaryota, Metazoa, Chordata, Actinopteri, Cichliformes, Cichlidae. Bases 468 to 1913 code for a protein of 481 amino acids. The transcript is spliced from 8 exons. The record is from RefSeq and is a predicted model, not a curated record.
UGCUGGUCAUUAUAGAGAAUGCAGGUUUAAGGCACUGUCUAAGUUAAAUUUUAAUUUCAGUCAGAUUUUAUAUUUAAAAACACGCACAUUCACAGAGCUCCUGACUUCCUCCUCCUGAAGCUUUAAAAGCAUGACCCUUAAAGCUGUAGACUUCCACUCCCACCUGUUGCAGAAUUCUCCCAUGUCUUAUAGUUUGUCUUGUUUUUAAGUAAACGGUCUUUCAGCCCUCGCUUUUCUUCAAAGAACCAGAUACAAAGUAGAGAGGAGCACCGAUGCGCCACAGCUGUGUUUCAGUCUUUUAAGAGUUUCUGUGAAAGUUGAAGGGGGAGACUACGCUGUGUGCUGCAUGUCCUCUGUUCCAUUUUCUCUCCAAUCACCAAACAGCUUGGAGUUUCUAGUUACUUUAGCUGCUGUUGCUAUGGAGAUGACACAAAGUUUUCACCCUGGAUACUUGGUAGCAGUCACAGAUGAGGCCAGUUCAUAGCAUAGAGAUGCAGGUUCAGUCGGUUCCCCUCGGCUCUGUCACCAUCGGACCGCAGUCCUGGCGCGAGGGUACGGUCCGCUCCAUUCGGCGUGCUGAGCGGCUGGUCCGGCAGACUCGAGCCGGGCGGCCCGCUGCGUGCAGCCAGCCCCGAAGCGGCAGCUGCAGCGCCGCUGCAGGAGUCAGCCUAAAGCGCUCAGACGGCACAGCGGAAGUCACAGCCAGAGAUAAGAUAACCGCGGAGGCGUGCAGACCGAGGAGUCGUGACUGCGUCUGCAACAAGAAGAUAUCAAGGCCCCAAAGUGCAGGAGCCAUGUUCCCUGGUGGCUCUCAGAGGACACCUGUGGUCCCGUUCCCACCUUCCAGCCUGCGUGAGCAGUGUGCUGGAGCCAGUGUUGCUGUAGUUGCUGACUACAUGCGCAGAGUUCGGGAGGUGGAGGUCCAGCUGCGCAGACAGGCUGGCAGAGUGACCGAGGAAGGUGUCAAGCUGGAGAGGGAGCGAGGUCACCUGGAGAGGAUGCUGCGCAGCCUCAGGACCAAUCUGACCAUCAACCAGAAGAGCUCAGAGGGGAGAACCAGGAGGCCAUGCACCACUGAGACGGAGAGAGAUGGUGCUGAUUACUUGCUGCUGUGGGAGAGGAGAGAGCUGGCUGAGCUGAAACAGGAUCUGGAGGGAACACUGAAAACCACACUGUGCCAGCUUCAGGCCCUGGGUGAGAGCAGCAGACAGCUGCUGCACUGUGCCAGUGAGAGGGCUCGAGUACUGGAACUGCUCCCUCUCAGUGGCUCUGCUGGAGGACAUGACUCUGCACCUCAGACCUUUAUCAAAACAGAUCCCAUCAGCCCCUUUACUCCAGAGUGUAAAAAGGCUUUAGAGUCGUCCACUCUGAGGGUCAACCAGUCGCAGCUACUGAGAGAAACCAUCAGACGGACACUAACCAGCGCCAUCAACAGGCAGAAAGCUGCUCAUCGCGCUGUCAACGACGGCCUGGUGAAAAAAAUUGCAGAGACAGUCACUCUGCAGCAAAAUCUGGCGCUGAUGUCUGCAGCCACCCGGCAGGCCAUGUUUCGUAAGCAGAGGGAGAUCGACUGCAUUCGUCACAGCCACGACAGAGCACAGGGUCCAGAGUACAGCGGUGAUCUUCUGUCCAGAGAGAAGCUCAAUAGGCCUCUGGUGAAGGUUUAUCAGAGACACCCGGGGACACAGUUACCUGAAGCCGCUCAGCUCAUUCAGGGCGGUGCAGCGCUCAGACGAUGUCUUAAGUCCUCUGAGGGUGAGCUGGGGAAGCUGCAGCGAACGUGUCUGCAGCUGCUGGAUGACCUGCAGGACAAGAGAGCUGCAGCUCAGGUGGACGCAGCUGUGGUCCGCAUGAGGCGUCAGCAGGUCGACAAGCAAGCCAUGCCCGCUUUCCUCCAGCAAGGGGCGCUGUGAUGCUAAUUUAGUUAGUGAUGAGAACUAUUUACAGUUUAAAGAACAUUAGAACAGCUUGAAAAUGCACUUUAAGGUAAAAUGUUUAUGCACAGUCUUGUUUCUUUGGCUUUUUUUAAUGUUUUUUCUAAGCGUUUAGUUUUAGUUGAACUGUCGUGCAUCAUCAUACAUAUUUAAUACACAAGUGAUCUGCAAAUUUCAGAAAAAACAUAUUUUUUUCACAAACCCAAACAUUACAUGCUUCAACUGAGAAAAUAUACAAUUUUGUGAAUAUUAGCUCAUUUUGAAUUUGAUGUAGAAACAGGCUCAUGGUUACCACUGUGUGGCGGUGUCCUGUGUCCCCUCUUCUUCUAUAUCCAGUCCCUAAAUAUCCGAGGUCUGGGGAGAGCAGCUGCUGGACCUUUGGUCCUUUUCUUCUCUGAUAGCUGACUCUAGCUGCUUAACAGUUGUAUUUCUUGUUUCACGAUGCUUCGAGUAUUUUCUUUUGAUGAAAGGUCUGGAAUGCAAGCAGGCCACUCCAGCACUGAGUUCUGAUAAUAAGUCAGAUUGUCCCUCUCGUCCUCAGUCCGGAGGACACAGCAUCCAUGUUUUCCAGUAAGAAUUUCAGAUUUCAGGUUGUCCACAGAACAAUUUUCCACUUGGCCUUUUAACAAGCUUUUUCCCAGAGACGUUCUUUGCAUAGAUGUGUGUUACCCUGCAUUUGGGGAUGGCACAGAGAGCUGUGUUCAAAGACUGUGAUUUCUGGAAAUGUUGCUGAGUCCAUGCAGUUGUUUCCAUGACUGAAUCAUGUUGGUUUUUUAAUGCAGGGCUGCCUGAGGGUCCAAAGAUCACAAACAUACAGUUUAGAUUUUUGACUUUAUCGUCAUUUGCAUAUCACCAUCAUGCAGAUGAUGAGAUAGUUUUUUACACUGAGGAGUGUUAUUAUAAUUUUUAAUGUCAAUCCCAGACUGUCAUCUUCUGUUAGUACAGCCCAUCCAAAAAUCCUGUUCUCCAGAUUUAAAUUCUAGUGUGUCUGAGCCGUCUGAUUUCAGGAUGGAUAUUCUAACCAAACUGUUCGCUGAUAGCUUCAUGCUGAAUCAUCUUGUUAAAUAUGACAACUUCUGGCUUGAAAAAAUGAGCAUUAGAGCAGCAAAACACCAUCUUUGACACUUAAAAUACAAAAUCAAAGACCAUGGGGUAUGUUUGUUGUUUGCAACCAACAGCCAUCUGGAACCAUCAUCAAGUGGCCACUCAAAGAAUUGCAGCAUUUAGGAAUCGCAUUCUAAAUACUGCAGACUGUCAUUCUGCAGUCUGGCCUGAUAGAAUAGCCCUUUAUUGUCAUUGUUAUUGUGAUUUACAGUAGGGGGGAUGAAAUAAAAUAAAGAGAGCUUUGCCUUCUCUUACUGGAGAGUUUUCCUAGAAGAGUUGAAGUUUAACGCCUGUGCUGUUAGGGUGAAAUCUUCAGCAGCUCCACAGAAUUCAGCUCUGGGUUUGAAACCAGUCUAAUUCUGUGGGUUUAUCUCAAGACAGCGUAUCACUCCACAGACACACAGACACUUUCGUUCUGAUCUAAUUAGGUUAUUUUGUAGUGAAAUAACACAUCACCAUAAUGGAAAGAAUGACCUUUUGUAUGCCUGAAAAACAGAAACAGGAAAAAGUAUCCAGAGAUGGAGUAAUUUGAUUAUCUUAUCUAACCACACAAUAAUCUCAUACUGCAGAUUAUUUCAAUACAAACACUAUGAACAAAUCUUACUGUGAAAAAACAUGAAAUCACCCUGUUUUCAGUUUGAAACUGUGGGACUGUUCAUUGCUUCUACUCACUUUUCUAGUCAUGGGACUGCAGGUCACUUGACAUCCCUCCCACCAAACUCAACGUCUUUCAUUAGGAGAUGAGAUGUGAUUUAAUAAACCUGCCCUGCUUUACCUCA